AUGUUCAUCGCUGUGCUUAUUUUACCAUUCAUCACUGGUCUUAUUCAUGCGGCACCAACUGAACAUAAGUCAACAGCUUUAACAAAACCAACGUAUGUAGUUGUUCAGUUAGCAGCACCAAAAUUCCUCUCUGAUGCCACAUGGAAGGGACGUGAAGAGUUUGCUGAAAUUGUACUCGACCACACUCUCACGAUCGAAGAAAUUGGUGAAAAGUUGAAUGAAUGGGCCAAGUCGCAAGGACCCCAAGUUCAGGAAAACUACGAGAAGGCUGUGGAAGAGGUGAAAGCAGCAAUCAAACAAUCACGGGAGCGGCUUGAAAAGUCACCGCUUAGCGAUGCGGCAAAGGAAGCAUUUGCUGGUAUUGGAAAGAUUUUUGCCGAUAAGAAUCAGACCAUGGUACAAGCUUAUGAUAAGGUGAAAGACUAUAUGGCUACUAUUCCCGAAGGUACUCGCAAAGAAAUGGAUGAAUACGUGGGUCAGGCAAUCACUGAGGCGUUGAAGAAAGCAAAGGCGAAAGUAAUAGAUACGUCUUCAGACUGA
Molecule: messenger RNA, 540 nt
Organism: Anisakis simplex (herring worm)
Lineage: Eukaryota; Metazoa; Nematoda; Chromadorea; Rhabditida; Anisakidae
Source: the annotation of a GenBank genome assembly